GAAGUACAUAACGGGACUUGGCCAGCCGCAGCAGCAUCGUACACCAGUUCGUGGAUGCCGGUCUUAAGCAAGCAAAGGUACGAGGCACGUCAGCACAAUUCAAGUGACGAAACACGUUACUUAUAAACAAUACAACCCGCGAUCUAGUUACCAAUACGAAGACAAACCACCAUAAUCAUCUCCGGUGACCAACAGGAAUCUCUCAACAUGGUACAGUGGUGCGUACGCGAAAAUUCAUCCCAGUGACGUCCUCAAGAUGUGAAGACGAAGAACUAAUGUGUUUGGUCCUUAUAGUUUUUUAACCUUUUAUCGAAGUCUGCCGUUUUUUCAUAAUGUGGCUAACUGAAGGGAAACCCCCUGUUAUUAGUGCCUUAACUUUUGUGAUAUUUUCUCAUUGGACUCUUUUAGCGAUCGCUCAAAACUCAUCUAGAACAUCGGAUCCUCUUCUUUCUGGAUACAGAAUAGAUCCAGCGUCGGUAGUCUGCCCUUCGGAUAAGUUUAAAUGUCCUGAAGGAAAAUGCAUUUCCCAGCAACUAGUAUGCAAUUACCAAAAAGACUGCGAGAAAGGCGAAGAUGAAUUUCAAUCAUGUCCGCCACCCGAAUGUGAACAAGGACAAAUAACAUGCCGGCAGUACAUAUGGAAUAAAACAUAUUGCAUACCGCCAUAUUAUCGCUGUGACAAGACGGUUGACUGUAUAGAUGGAACCGAUGAAGUCGAAUGUACAUAUAGACAAUGCCAAGUAGAUGACUUUCACUGCGGUUCCAAACCGUCUGAUCCAUGCAUACCAAAGGAAAAAAAAUGCGACGGUUACUUAGACUGCAGGUCAGGUAAGGACGAAGAUGGAUGUCCAGGAGUGGCUUGCCAGCCGGACCAAUACAGAUGUGCCAACGGUUUGAAAUGUAUCCCUUCUUCAAUGAAAUGCGAUCAUAAAGACGAUUGCGGAGAUAAAUCAGACGAGUUAGGAUGCAAUUUCCCACUUUGCACCAGCGGACAAUUUCGUUGUGAUAAUGGCCUGUGCAUACCAAUUAGUUUUCACUGUGAUGGCCUCAACGAUUGUGCGGACAUGUCUGACGAAAGGAAUUGCACUUCCAUUUCUUGUCCACCCGACCAUUUUCUCUGUCCUAAAGGUGGUCUCAACGGAAACGGCAAAUGUAUAGCCAAAACUAAGCUAUGUGACGGCAAACGAGACUGCGAAGAUGGUGCGGAUGAAAAAACUGCUUGCUCGAGUUCUUCUUGCGCAGCACUCCAGUGCCAAUACAAAUGCCGAGCAUCUCCAAAUGGAGGUACGUGCUACUGCAAAGAUGGCGACAAGCUGGCACCCGACAACUCCACUUGCAUCGACAGGGACGAAUGUUUGGAGUGGGGACACUGCGAGCAGCUCUGCACGAACACCCCGAACGGCUACAACUGCCGGUGUGCUACCGGCUUCACGCUCGCCAACAGGACCAAGUGCAGCGCGCAGGAUGCCGAAUAUCUGAAGAUUAUGUUCAUCCACGAGAAGUCCAUAAUAAGUUUGAACUCGAUGGGCUCGAGCACUGUUAUCGCGAAUACUACCGCCGGUAGCGGUUUGGACUAUCAUUUCGAUGAAAAUAUACUGUUUUGGUCGGAUGUCAAAACCAAAAGGAUUCAUUCGCAACAGCUAAGAGAAACAGGAACCAGCGUAGUACACGUCAGUGACGUGGACAUAACCCUUCCAAGUUCAUGGAUGCCAGUAGCCUUAGCCGUGGACUGGGUUGGAGAUAAAUUAUACGUGGUUGAUGCCAUUGGACUGAAGAUAGACGUGUUCGAACUACACGGCAGAUGGCACGCUGUGGCCUUGGGAUCGAACCUUACAAAUCCCGCAGACAUAGCUCUAGACCCGUCCGUAGGAUACAUGUUCAUAGCGGAUAGCUCGCAGAUACUCAGGGCGAAUAUGGACGGUACAAAUCCACACGCCAUUGUCGCAGAAGCUGCCUACAAAGCUGUAGGUGUGGCUGUUGACAUAAUUGCCAAACGGGUAUUCUGGUGUGACAGCCUGCUGGAUUAUAUCGAGACGGUCGAUUACAACGGUGAAAGGCGCUUUUUGGUGAUCAGGGGACAACCGGUGCCGAGUCCGGCUCGCUUGACGCUCUUCGAGAACAGGAUUUAUUGGACGGAUGGUACUAAACAAGGCAUUAUGUCCGUCGACAAAUACGCAGGAAGUUCAAGCAUUCAACCAUUCUUCAAAACCAAGGAUGUUAGGGAUCCUAAGGCAGUGAAAGCUAUUCAUCCACUCAUACAACCAUUCAUUACUAGUCCCUGCGGUCAUACUAACGGUUUUUGUCAACAUAUGUGCAUCGUAACCAACGCUGGAUCUGAAUUGGGAUACCGGUGUGCUUGUAAUAUAGGAUGGCGAUUGGCUGAAGACGAGAGGAACUGUGUGCUUGUUUCGGAAUUCUUGAUGUUCUCGCAGCAUAGAUUCAUAAAAGGAAGAGUUCUAAACCCAGUGAUUGAAGGAUUCAGCGAUGCUAUUUUACCAGUGGUAUCACGUAGAGCCCGAUUCGUUGGUUUAGACUUCGAUGCGAGAGACGAACAUAUCUACUACUCAGAUGUGCUCCAAGACGUUAUAUAUCGAGUCCACAGAAACGGCAGCUCCAAGGAGAUCAUCCUAGCUUCACAAAAUGAAGGAGUAGAAGGACUGGCAGUUGACUGGGCUGCUAAAAAUUUGUACUACAUCGAUAGCAGGAAAGGAACGCUCAACGUAUUGUCCACAAGGAAUAUAACGUACCGCAGGACCUUGCUGAAGAACCUUAAACGUCCAAGGGCUAUUGUAGUUCAUCCUAAUAGAGGAUUUGUAUUCUUCUCGGAAUGGGACAGACCUGCGAAUAUUUCCAGAGCUUAUACCGAUGGAACUAAUCUCACUGUAUUCAAAAAUCUCACUUUGGGAUGGCCCAACGGACUUUCUAUUGAUUUCGAAAAAGACAGACUUUACUGGUGUGACGCUCUACUGGAUCAUGUUCAACAUUCUAACCUGGACGGUAGCGAUCUCAAGACGAUAAACUCUAGACUUAUCAGGCAUCCUUUCAGUAUUGUUGUAUUCAGGGAUCAUAUGUAUAUUACCGACUGGAGAUUAGACGCCAUAAUCAAAUUGCAUAAGUUAACCGGCGAAGGCGAAGAAACUAUAGUUAAGGAUUCGCAGACUAACAGACUUUACGGUGUUAAAAUAUUCAGCGAAGCUGAGCAGAGAAUUAGUAGCUCCCAUCCUUGCUGGAACUUCAACGGUGGUUGUCAAAAAUUAUGUUUCGCAGUGCCACUAAAUGGCGGUCAGUCACUUGUUGCCAAGUGCGGAUGUCCAUACGGCGAAAAACUUAUGGAUGACCAAAAGAAUUGUCAGCCAGAUUCGAGUUCUGAACCCCCUGUACAGGCUUGCCCUAAUAAUUGGGAUUUCACUUGCAAUAAUCAGAGGUGUAUACCAAAAUCAUGGGUUUGUGAUGGAGAUGAUGACUGUUUGGAUAAUAGUGAUGAAGAACAAAAUUGUACAAAACCAACCUGUCGCACAAAUGAAUUUCAGUGUAAAUCUGGAAGGUGCAUUCCAAUGAACUUCAAGUGCGAUGGAGAAAACGAUUGUGGCGAUUACAGUGAUGAAACAGGUUGUGGGAAUGUCACUUGUGGCGCAACACAGUUCAAAUGUGACAACGACAGAUGUAUACCUAGCAGUUGGAAGUGUGACUCGGAAAACGAUUGUGGUGAUAGUUCCGAUGAAGGUGAUUCUUGUGCAGAAAAAACUUGUGCAUACUACCAGUUCACAUGUCCAAGGACUGGUCAUUGUAUACCACAAAAUUGGGUAUGCGAUGGAGAUGACGAUUGCUUCGACAAACAGGAUGAACAGGACUGUCCCCCCAUUGUAUGUCAAAAGAACCAAUUCAAAUGUACUGACCAGAAGCAAUGUGUCCAAGAAAACUACAAGUGUGAUGGGAUACCAGAUUGUAACGAUGGAAGCGAUGAAUUGGGUUGUCCAUCUAUUCCACCAAACCAGUGCAACCCUGACAAACAAUUCCAAUGUCAAUCUUCUGGAAUAUGCUUGCCAAAAGCCUGGUAUUGUGAUGGAACUCCCGACUGCGAAGACAAAUCUGACGAACCAGAAUCCUGUGGACAUGUAGACUGUCCUAUCAACUUUUAUAAGUGCAAUAAUUCCAACUGUGUUUUCAAGGCUUAUAUUUGCGAUGGAAGAGACGAUUGUUUGGAUGGUUCCGACGAAAGCUACAUUCAUGGUUGUGUAAAGCCACCUUUCAGAUGCCCAAGUGGCCAGUGGCAAUGUCCUGACGUUACAGAAAGAUGCGUUAAUUUAACAAAUGUUUGUGAUGGAAAACCUCAUUGUCCCAAUGGGGCAGAUGAAGGAGAAGGCUGUGAUUUGAACGAAUGUAAACAUCAAAAUGGUCUUUGCUCAAAUGGCUGCAAACAAACUCCAUCGGGACCACUAUGUUUGUGUCCUAAAGGAGAAACACUCAGCAAGGAUGGUUUCACUUGUGAAGAUAUCAACGAAUGUGAUCCACCUGGUCUGUGUUCUCAGACUUGUACCAAUUUAAAGAGAGGAUAUAUGUGUAGCUGUGUAGCGGGUUAUACGCUGGAACCAGAUAAGCACUCCUGCAAAGCAUUCAAUCACUCAGCAGCUUUCCUAAUAAUUUCUAACAGACAUUCUAUCCUUAUUGCCGAUCUUAAAGAGCAAGGCCUUGAAAGGGUACCAAUUAUUGUGGAGAAUGUUGUGGCAACUGCUUCAAACAUGCACUCUGGUACCAUUUUCUGGUCCGAUAUGAAAUUGAGGAAGAUCUCAAGGUUAGAUAGAGACCAAGAAACGGUUGAUAUAAUCUCCAACGGAUUAGAUUUAGUAGAAGGUUUGGCGUACGACUGGAUCGGUGGUAAUUUGUAUUGGCUUGAUUCCAAACUCAACACCAUUGAAGUCUCUAAAGAGAAUGGAAGUAAUAGGAUUGUGUUGGUCAAAGAAAAUAUCACACAGCCUAGAGGAAUGUGUUUGGAUCCCAGUCCAGGAACUCGAUGGCUCUUUUGGACCGAUUGGGGAGAAAAUCCAAGAAUAGAGAGAAUUGGAAUGGAUGGUACAAAUAGAUCUGUAAUUAUCAACACCAAAAUUUACUGGCCAAAUGGUUUAACACUGGACACCACCACACAAAGGGUAUAUUUUGCUGAUUCUAAGCUGGACUUCAUUGACUUCUGCUACUAUAAUGGCAGUGGUCGUCAGCAAGUACUUGCUGGUAGUCACUAUCUUUUACAUCCGCAUUCACUUACACUAUUCGAAGAAACAUUGUAUUGGACUGAUCGUCAACUGAACAGAGUGUUAUCAACGCAUAAAUUCAAAGGUACCAACCAAACUGUCGUGAGUCACUUGAUAUCACAACCAUUAAGUAUACAUGUGUACCAUCCUUCAUUACAACCUAUUUCCGAAAAUCCAUGUAAAGAUGCCCCGUGCCAACAUAUAUGUCUUCUUUCGCCAACGUCGACCACAGGGUACACAUGUAAAUGUAAAACUGGUUUCAAAAUAACUCCUGAUGGUAGAUGUGUUGAAGACGAUACAUCGUAUCUCAUGGUUAUGAAAGGCUCCCAAUUGUUGGAUGUUUCACUUGUACCAGGUGAUUCUACUUCCGGUUUCAUAUCUUCAGUUGUAGGAGUCGAUAAUGGUGUUCAAAUUGAUUAUGACAGGAAGAGUAAUAUGAUAUAUUGGAUAGAGGAUAAAAAUGGCGAUAAUAAUUACACCGUAUUCACCGCGCCUUUUGGAGGAGGGAAAAAGACUCAACUUUUUGGACCAGACUCGGGAAUUGUUGGUUCGCCUUCUACUAUAGCUUUCGACUGGUUGGGAAGAAAUCUCUACAUAGGAAAUCAAAUUGCAAAUAAUAUAGAAGUCGUUCGAGUUGACAGUAAGAUAAAACAGAGGAAAAUCAUACUUGCAAACGAUGGAAACAGAUCAUCAGUUGCUAAACCGAAAGCCAUUUGUUUAGAUCCGUUCGAUGGAAAGUUAUAUUGGGCAGAUGAGGGCGGAUAUGGGGUUCCUCAAAAAAUUGGAAAAGCCAACAUGGAUGGCUCCGCACCAUUCAUUUUAGUAGAUAAUGUUGAAAGGCCUGAAGCUCUGGUUAUUGACAUAGAGAACAAAAUGUUAUAUUUCAGUACUCAGUUUCCACCCUUAGUCGUGUCCAUUGAUAUAUAUGGUAAUGGACGGAAAAAUAUUCUGGAAGCUAAAGAUAAUAUAGCCUUCCCAAAGGCUCUUGGUGUUUUGGCAAGUCGCUUAUAUUAUCUGGAUCCUCAGUAUGAAAAACUAGCGAGAGUAGAUUUACCUUCAGGGCAAAAUCCUAAAAUGAUUUUGGAAAACGAACCAGAACUUAAAACGUUUACUAUAUUCAAAAAACGCCCUCUAAUGAAUCAUCCUUGUCUACAAAACAAUGGCGGUUGUGCGCAUAUAUGUAUUCCAGCAGAAGGAGGUACGAAAGUUUGCGCUUGUGGCAUCGGUUAUAAGAAAGAACAAAACGGUUGCAUUCCAUACAAAACGUUUGCUGUAGUCUCCCAACUUGACACAACGAGAGGUUAUAGUCUCAAAGAUAGUUCAGAAGCUAUGGUACCCAUAAGUGGACAAGGCCAUCACAUUUUACAUGUUGAUGUACAUUAUGCACAAAGUUGGAUUUAUUGGGUAGAAUUCAAUAGAGGUAUGUGGAAUGGAAUCUUCAGAAUAAGGCCUAAUGGCACAGAAAUCCAACAAAUAAUCAAAGAAGGCAUUGGUAGCAAUGGUAUUCGAGGACUUAGCAUCGACUGGAUUUCCAAUUACUUGUAUUUUACUAACGUGUAUCCUCAUGAAAAUUACUUGGAGGUAUGCAAGCUUGAUGGAACUGAUCGAAAAGUGCUCGUAAAAACAACUGUUGACGCACCAAGAGAAAUAGCUGUAAAUCCAGUGAAAAGAUACAUCUAUUGGAUAGAUUAUGGACAGUAUCCAAGGAUAGGUAGAUGCAACCUAGACGGUUCCAAUUGGAAAUCUUUGAUUACCUCCGGUAUAAGCAACCCACGAGACGUCACAAUCGAUAUGAGCACAAACGACGUGUACUGGGUGGAUUCGAAAUUAGACACGAUACAGAAAAUUUCAUACAAAGGAUCAGAAAGAGUAAUCAUAAGAAGAAACUUACCUAAUCCGAUGGGAAUAGCAGUCCAUAAAUCUGACGUAUAUUGGGUCGACAGGAAUCUACAGACGAUAUUCAAAACUCCAAAAGUCGCUAAUACAGUAGGUCUUCCCUCCAUGUUGAGAACGAAUUUGCCAAAAUUGAGGGAUAUUGUGAUUUUCGACGCUUCAAACCAACCUGAUGAUGAAACAAACAUGUGUAGGGAAGCAAACGGAGGAUGCGAACAAUUAUGCUUCUCAUUCAAUCCUGAAGAGUAUCCUUAUAGUUUCAAAUGCGAUUGUGCAACAGGAAAACCAGAUGUGAAUAACCAAAAUAAGACUUGCACUUUCGUAGAUGAAUACUUGGUAUUUUCUACACGAACUGAAAUCAGAGUGAUCAAUUUAGAUCUCAAAUCGACGAGUAUUCCUUUCAAACCUAUCACUAAUUUAACGAAUGUUGUGGGUAUAGAUUUUGAUUAUAAGGAUGAGAAGAUUUUGUUCACUCAAAUACGUCCUGCAGCCCGUAUUGCAUGGAUGCCUUCAUCAAAUCCUACCUUAGAAAAUAUUAAGACCAUAAUAAAUAAAACUAUAAAUCCAGAAGGUAUAGCCUACGAUUGGACCCAAAAGAAGGUAUAUUGGACAGAUUCCUCGAACCACAGUAUUUACGCUAUGAACUUGGAUGGCUCAGAUUUGAUAAUGAUUACGAGAGUAGAAAGACCUAGAGCAAUCGUGAUAAAUCCAUGCAAUGGUACUUUGUUUUAUACAGAUUGGGGUAAAUUCGGUACAUCUGGUAAGAUAAUGAGGACCACGAUGGCAGGGUCACUGAAGACCGUCAUCAUAGACAAGGACUUAGCACAGCCUUCAGGCUUAGCCAUCGAUUAUGAAGAGAAUAUGCUCUACUGGACUGAUGCAGUCAGAGAAAAGAUCGAAAGGUCAGAUUUGAGUGGAAAGAACCGCGAGGUCCUCAUAUCAGCCACAAUUUAUCCAUUUUCUAUAACAAUAUACGGAAAAUAUAUGUACUGGACCGACUUGCAACUUAGAGGAGUGUAUAGGGCAGAAAAACAUACCGGCGCCAAUAUGAUCGAGAUGGUGAAAAAGUUGGAGGACAGUCCUAGAGAUAUUCAAGUGUUUUCUACCAUGAGGCAACAAUGUAGUGUAAAUCCAUGUAAAAUAAAUAACGGCGGAUGUGCUCAAAGCUGUCAUCCUGGAAUAAAUGGUCAACCAGAAUGUAGGUGUGCAGACAACACCAAGCUAGUAAAUGAGGGCAGGAUGUGCGUUGCCAAGAACUUAAGCUGCGAUUCUAGCAAGUUCUACUGUAGAAAUGGAAGAUGUAUAUCUAGGAUGUGGGCAUGCGAUGGAGAGGAUGAUUGUGGGGAUUCCAGCGAUGAAGACGAGAAAUAUUGUUCAUUCCACUCAUGCUCUGCAAACGAAUUCCGCUGUGACAACGGAAGAUGUAUAUUCAAGUCUUGGAAAUGUGAUUAUGAAAAUGACUGCAAAGAUGGCUCUGACGAGAGAGAUUGCACUUACGCCCCUUGUGCUGAUGGAGAAUUUACUUGUGCAAAUCAUAGAUGUAUUCCCAUGUCACAGGUUUGCAAUGGCGUGAACGAUUGUAAAGAUAACAUAACAUCUGAUGAAACCCAUGAGAGAUGUCCUACCAAUACAACAUGUCCACCUAACCAUCUCAAAUGUGAUAAAACAAACAUCUGCGUGGAACCAUAUUGGCUCUGUGAUGGUGACAAUGACUGUGGGGACAAUUCCGAUGAGAAUCCAGUGCAUUGUGCUCAAAGAGAAUGCUCCCAGAAUAGCUUCAGGUGUCCGAAUCAUAGGUGCAUCCCAGCCGCAUGGUACUGUGAUGGAGACGAUGACUGUGGCGACGGAGCAGAUGAACCACCAGAAUACUGCAAGAGUGAAGGAAGAACUUGUUUUGGCGAUCUCUUCACUUGCGAUAAUGGUAACUGUGUACCAAGAAUCUACAUAUGCGAUGGAGAUAACGAUUGCCUCGAUAACAGUGAUGAAGAUAACAGGCAUCAAUGCAAUGACAGAAAAUGCGACGAAGACACUGAAUUCACAUGUGAAGCCAAUAAGUCAUGGGGUAGGGUGCAAUGUAUACCUAGGAAGUGGCUCUGUGAUGGUGAUCCAGAUUGUGUAGAUGGCGCUGACGAAAAUUCAACGCUCUACCACUGUGCAACACCACAACCUUGCAGCGAUGAUCUAUUCACUUGCGGAAACGGACGUUGUAUCAAUAAGGGUUGGCUUUGCGACCAUGAUAACGAUUGUGGCGAUGGAACUGAUGAAGGAAGGGAGUGCAAUAUGAAAUAUAAGACAUGUUCGAGUAACGAGUUCACGUGUCAAAAUUUCAAGUGCAUUAGAAACCAAUACAGGUGUGAUGGUGAAGACGAUUGUGGAGAUCAUUCAGAUGAAGUUAAUUGUGUUAAAGAAAACAGUACAUGUGCCAAUUCGAGCCAAUUCAGAUGCAACAAUGGUCAGUGCAUCGAUUAUCACCUUGUAUGUAAUAAAGUAGCAGAUUGUUCAGAUGAAUCAGAUGAACCACUGCAUUGCAAUGUUGACGAAUGUGCCAAAGUCGAAAUAAACCAUUGUGGACACAAAUGCAUCGACACCUUGACUGGAUUUUACUGCGAAUGUAACCAAGGUUAUAAAUUAUUAGAGGAUGGAAAGGCGUGUGCAGAUUUAGAUGAAUGUACAGAAAAACCGGGUAUAUGUUCACAAUACUGUUCGAACACCCCUGGAAGCUACUACUGCAAAUGCAACGAUGUUUAUUACGAAAGAGAAUUGGAUGAACACAGUUGUAAACGCAAAGAUAACAUCAAACCAUGGUUGAUAUUCAGCAAUAAGUAUUACGUCAGAAACAUGUCCGUCGACGCGUCUGUCUACAGUUUAGUUCACCAGGAUCUUUUGAACGUUGUGGCUCUGGACUUUGAUUAUGUUGAACAGUAUAUGUACUUCUGCGACGUUACCGCUAAGACGAUAUACAGAGCGAAAUUUGGUACAACUGUGAAAGAACCAGUAAUCAGGCAUGAUUCUCACGGCUUGGAAGGUAUAUCAAUCGACUGGGUAGGAAGAAAAAUCUAUUGGUUAGAUCGUCACUCUAAGAAUUUGGAUGUGGCCGAGCUUGAUGGUACCAGGAGGAAAACUCUGAAAUCUGGAAUACCGGAUCCUAGAGCAAUAAUAGUACAUCCAGGCACAGGUUACCUCUACUUCACAUCUUGGCACCUGCAAGCCUACAUAGGAAAAAUAGGCAUGGAUGGUUCGAACUUCACAAUGAUUCUAAACUGGGACGACGACAUCGCCUGGCCAAACGCUAUCACCAUAGACUUCUUCGCUGACAAACUUUACUGGGCAGAUGCACAUUUAGAUUACAUAGCCUACUCAGAUUUAGAAGGUCAUAACAGGCAUAUAGUCUUGUCUGGUUCACGUGUUCCACACGUGUUCGCCUUGAGCUUAUUCGACGAUUACAUUUAUUGGACCGAUUGGAAUCUUAAGGCAAUCAGCAGGGCGAAGAAACACACCGGAGAAGACUUGAGGGUGCUUCGUAACACCACCCACAAACCUUACGACAUCCAUAUUGUGCAUCCAUUGAGGCAAAUCAAGUACACCAAUCCAUGUGGAACGAACAACGGAGGAUGUUCACACUUGUGUCUCAUCGCACCACCUCUCAUCUCUACCUAUUUAAACAUCGACAGUUAUGGAGAAGAGGGUAACACGAAUACCACGUAUAGGUGCGCAUGUCCCAACCAGUUCUAUUUGGCCAACGAUAAGAAGACCUGUAUUGCAAACUGUACAGCUGGUCAAUGGCAAUGCAAGGGAGCUGAUGAGAAGUGUAUACCAUGGUUCUGGAAGUGUGACGGAGAAAAAGAUUGUAGAGAUGGAUCAGACGAACCUGAAUCCUGCCCUGCCCGACAAUGUCGAAGUGGAACCUUCCAAUGCCAAAACGGCUUCUGCACGCCUUCCUCAACCAUUUGCGAUGGAACUGAUGACUGUGGAGAUGGAUCAGAUGAACAGAAAUGUGACUUACCUUGUCCUGAAUUGGAAUUCAAGUGCAAAUCGAAUGGUCGUUGCAUCUUGGACAGCUGGAAGUGCGAUGGCGACACCGACUGUAAAGAUGGAUCAGACGAAGCCUUGGAGAUAUGUCACAACAGAACUUGCAAUCCUGAUACUGAAUUCACAUGCAAAAACGGAAGAUGCAUACAAAAAUUGUGGGUUUGCGAUUUCGACAACGAUUGUGGUGAUGAUUCUGAUGAACCGGCUUACAUAUGCAGACUUAGGAAUUGUACCACAGGUUGGCAGCGCUGUCCCGGUAGAAACAACUAUCGCUGCAUACCGCAAUGGCUAUUCUGCGAUGGCAAAGACGACUGCAGGGACGGAUCCGACGAGCUGCCAGAAAACUGUCCCGCUUGCGAUGAAACUGAAAUGAAAUGUAAAAACAACAGAUGUAUACCAAAGCAAUGGAAAUGCGACUUUUCUGAUGAUUGCGGUGAUGGAUCUGAUGAGGCUAAGGAGCUUUGUCAGAACGUUUUCAGGGAGUGCUCUGAAUCAGAAUUCAGAUGUAAUAACGGAAAAUGCAUAUCCACAAGAUGGCGCUGCGACCACGAGAACGACUGUGGCGACAAUUCCGACGAAGUGGACUGUACCGGGUUUCAAUGCAAGAACAACACCUUCCAAUGUUACUCAGGUCAUUGCAUCGCCUCUUACUACAGAUGUGACGGCGAGCGUGAUUGCAGAGACAUGUCGGACGAAAAAGACUGUCCACCCAAAUAUCCUGGUGGACGGUACUGUCCGGAGUUCAAAUUCCAAUGUAACAAUAACUUGUGCAUCAGCCAGAGCGACAUCUGCGAUGGUACCGACGACUGCGGGGACGGUUCGGAUGAGUCGCCCUCUAUUUGUAGCAACUUCAACUGUGACGUUCUCAGGAGGUUCCAGUGUAAUAACAGAAAAUGCAUACCAAGAUAUCAACUGUGCGACGGCAUCGACAACUGCGGUGAUGGAUCUGACGAAAACAACAUGACGUUAUGCGCCACCAAAGUAAAACCAUGCAACGUUCUAACCGAAUUCAAAUGCGCCAAUAGAAAAUGCAUAGAUCGCUCCCAGAUGUGCGACUUCGCCGACGACUGCGGUGACAGUUCCGACGAGCUAGGUUGCCACCACAACAGCGACUGCCUGGACUCUACUCGUGGCGGUUGCGAGCACCAAUGCACCAACAUCACCGGAAGCGGCUACAUCUGCACCUGCUUCAGCGGGUUCAUCGUGUCCAAGGAGAACCGCAAGAAGUGCCUGGAUGUGGAUGAAUGUGCCACCGGCAUUCACCACUGCUCGCAGAUCUGCACGAACCUCAACGGCUCCUACGAGUGCUCCUGCGAAGACGGUUUCGAACUUUCAGACGGACUGUCAGGAGUCUGUCGGUUGCUCAGGGGAGAGGUCAGCUUAGUGUUCUCUAGCGGUCCUGAGAUACGAUCACUAUACCUAGAACGCAACGAGGAAAUGAAUGUUAUCUCAGACGAGAAGAGGAUUGAGGCCGUAGAUUAUGAUCCCAAGAGUGAAAUAGUCUACUGGGCUGACAGCUACGAUAAGGCCAUAAAACGUUCGUAUAUGAUCAACGCAUCGGAAGGAGAAGUGAAAGUGGGUUACGCACAAGAUCUAGAUAUGAAGGGAAAUGCGAAACCCACCGCACUAGCAGUUGAUUGGAUCGGUGAGAAUCUGUACUGGACGGAAAUCGAUCGCGUCAGCUCGAUCUCGAAGCCUAAGGGCAAAGUCAUGGUUGCCAAGACUGACGGUAGAUACAGAAGGGCGAUAGUGAGUGUUGGGUUGGAAAAUCCAACUUCUAUCGCUGUUGAUCCCCAACUUGGAAAGAUGUACUGGACUGACGCUGGAUCGGCACCUAAAUUAGAAGUUUCGUGGAUGGAUGGAUCCAAGAGAAGGCCAGUCGUUACUGAAGCUAUUCGUCAGCCAGCAGGACUAACUAUAGAUUACGCACAAGAUCACACAGUCUACUGGGUUGAUAUAAAACUGAACACUAUAGAAAACAUGAAGUAUGAUGGUACAAACCGCAAAGUCAUACUUAGAGGAGAAAAACUAAAGCAUCCAAUAUCGUUGGAUGUAUUCGAAUCGAAUCUCUAUUGGAUAACCAAAGAUACAGGAGAAAUUUUACGACAAGACAAAUUUGGAAGAGGUGUACCCACCAGCAUCAAGAGUGAUUUAUUAAACCCCUUGAGUGUAAGAGUAUACAAUAAACUUCGUUACAAUACAUCACUAACAAACCACUGCAGUCACAAUGCAUGUUCUCAUCUCUGCCUAUUGGUACCUGGAGGUAGAAGGUGUGCAUGCCCAGACCUCAUAUACAGUACUCAAACACACAGAGGAAAGGGAGAAAGGAUAUGUGAUGCAGCCAUCGAAAUGGCAAGGGUACUACCACAGAAAUGUUUAUGCCAGAACGGGGGAGUUUGUAAGAAAGAUGAUAAAGGUUUGGUAUGCGAAUGCCAGAAUGAAAACUUCCAAGGAGAGCACUGCGAAUUGAAUACGGCACAUAGUAGACUAGGAAUGGGUGAUAAGUCUGGAACAAUUUUAUUACCAAUUUUAGCAUUCUUGUUGGUUUUGGCAGCAAUAACGGCAGCUUGGUUUGUUGUUAAGAGAAGACCAUUUGGCAAAACUACACUUGGUUCUCUCGGCAGUAACCAAACAGUUGCUUUCAGACAGGGUAGCAAUGUAGAAUUUGGGGCAAGUUCAUUUGUUGGAGGAAACAACAUUGAACCUAUGGAUGUAUCCUACACACUAGAUCCAGUUAACACCAAAACAAGAGAUUUUCAUAAUCCUAUGUAUGACGCUGUCCAGAAUCAAAAUACUGGGGCUAUUGCUAACGGCAAUGGUGAUGCAGCGUUAUACGAAGUUCCUGUUACAAGUAAAAUGAAGGGGGAAAUUUUCACUGAACCCCCUAGCGCUGUGAUAGCACCAUCCAGUGUAACGCACAGAUCUUCAAAUAAACAUAUCAAGCAACGAGAGCUUGAUCCUGCGUCGUCAGACACUGGCAAGGAUACUCAAAAACUAGUAGAAGAAGACCCUUAAUACAAGACUAUUCCUUUCGUAGGGAACUUGUUUUUAUUAUGAGCAAUAUGAAGAAAGAGUCAUCUUUGAAGAAGCUGACUGAUGAUUUGUAAAUUAUUUAUAUAGAUGUUAUACAUUUUAUAAGUCAUAAAUCCAGAUCAAAUAUUAUUUUACGAAAUUUUACAUAUUUUAUUGAAGUUUUAAUUGAGAGUGAAAUAAAUGACGGUUUUCGGUA
Molecule: messenger RNA, 14397 nt
Organism: Harmonia axyridis
Lineage: Eukaryota; Metazoa; Arthropoda; Insecta; Coleoptera; Coccinellidae
Gene: mgl
Product: low-density lipoprotein receptor-related protein 2
Exons: 36
Coding region: 333-14183 (4616 amino acids)
Molecular function (GO): calcium ion binding; protein binding
Source: RefSeq, a predicted model, not a curated record